Penicillium riverlandense is the source of this 231-nucleotide messenger RNA. RefSeq lists its product as uncharacterized. Bases 1 to 231 code for a protein of 76 amino acids. The record is from RefSeq and is a predicted model, not a curated record. Lineage: Eukaryota; Fungi; Ascomycota; Eurotiomycetes; Eurotiales; Aspergillaceae. The transcript is spliced from 2 exons.
AUGUGCUACCGAGUCGUCGAGCGCUAUGCCGCCUGCAAAUGUCUCUACUUUGAGCACUCAAUCGACCCCUGCUCUUCCUUCGGCCAGCGUGGUCAUUCUGUUCUAGAAAAGACCGUGCUGGUCGGUCUCGACCCGGUGUCGGGAUUCUGCUGGAGUUCAGAAAACGCUGGUUCUAUCUGGAAUGGAAGCGCAGUUGUGGGGAUGAUGCGGGUGGAGCGGGAAAUUAUUUGA